AUGGACAUAACAAAUUCAACAAAUAUUUUAGAUUCUAAGGAUCAGGUUUUAAAACUUGAAAAUUUACCUUUUGAAACUUCUCUAGAACUUGAGAAAGCCACUCAUGAAAUCUACGUGCCAAACUUUUCCAAAAAUGAAAAAAAUGAAGGUAAAACUGAAAUACACCUAUUUUUAAAUUAUUUAGCUAUCUUGUGGCCAAAGUCAAUUAAUGAUAAUUCGGCUGUAAACGAAAAUUUGAAUAAUGCUGAUGAUCCAACAAAUUGGUCUUCAAAAAAGAAAUUGUUAAUUUUGAGCAUCGUUACUAUCUGCGGAAUAUCGACACCUAUUGCGGGAACGAUACACUUUCCCGCUCUUGUUGUAAUACAAAAGGAUUUUAAUGUUUCCGUUUUAGUUAUAGAUGCUUUUGGUUCUGUAUUUACAUUUUUCUUAGGAGCAGGGCCAAUAGUUUGGGCCGCUUGUUCUGAUGAACUUGCAACAAGAAAAAAAGUAUAUGUCGCUUCUCUUCUGGUAUAUGUUGCAGCAUCGGUGGUGUGCGCACUCGCGACAAACAUUUGGUUGUUAAUAGCAAUGCGUGCCAUUCAAUCUUGUGGUAAUUCUUCUAUAUUGCCACUUAGUGCUGGAGUUAUAAGUGAUAUUUACGGUCCUCUUGAAAGAGGACGUGCAUUUGGAAUAUUUUACUUUGUUUUUUGGAUUGGACCCUUUCUAGCAACAAUUUUGGGUGGAUUCAUAGCUCAAUAUCUUGGUUGGCGUUGUAUUUUUUUGGAUAAUCCAAAUCUACGGUUUAAUCCAAUUGCUCCAUUAAAAUUAUUUAAAUAUCCAAAUAUCACUUUAAUUAUUACAUAUAUUUGUAUAUCAACUUUAUUAAUUCAUAUUCAAAAUAUUAGUAUUCCUAUAAACUUUUCUGCACGAUAUAAUUUUACAACUUCUGAAAUCGGUAUAUACUUUAUAGCACCUUCUUUUGGAUAUAUGUUUGGAAGUUUAUUUGGAGGAAAAUAUUCGGAUUUUUUAUCAAAAAAAGCAAUAUUGAUUUCUGGUGGUGAUUAUUGUCCGGAAGUAAGAAUAAAAAGUGCUUGGUUUAAUUCAUUAUUAAUUCCAAUAACUUGCUUCAUUUAUGGAUGGUUAUUAGACAUUAACUUUAACAUCUAUGUAUUGGGUUCGUUUGGAAUGUUAGGCGCAUUCAACACAUUGUCUACAUAUCUUGUCGAUGCAUGUCCUGGACGUGGUGCUUCAGUUAUGGCAUUAGUUAGUCUUAUUAGAUUUGGUGUACCUGGUGUUCUAACAAUUUUUGAAACUUCUAUUGAAGAAAGCUUGGGUGUUCGUUGGAUGUUUACGUUAAUAAGUAUAAUAUGUUUUCUUAGUAUUUCAUUAUUAAUUAUAGUAUAUAUUAAUGGAAAGAAAUGGAGAUCUAAAUUUGUUGUUACAACCUAA
Racocetra persica is the source of this 1428-nucleotide messenger RNA. Lineage: Eukaryota; Fungi; Glomeromycota; Glomeromycetes; Diversisporales; Gigasporaceae. The record is from the annotation of a GenBank genome assembly.